GAACACUCGACCCGACGUUCACGAUGCACGUAAGCUUCGCUACAGCAGGUGCAGCUGCUCCGCAGCCAACCCAAGGUGCCAUUGUUGGCUCACCGAAAGAGCCUGGCGCUAAAGCGGGUGCCAGAGAUGAUUCAGCCGUAGGAACGCCAGUGCUCUACCGCGGCGCGUCCCCGUGGCGGCAGCUCCUGAUGAUGCUGUGGAAGAACAUCUACCUGAAGCGCCUGCUGCGCCACUACACGACCACGCUGCUCGAGGUUGUGCUGAUGGUGGUGUUGCUGUUGGGCAUCCAGGAGGACGCCGUGGUGCGCGAGCCGCUCCUGCGCAGGGGUGACACCCUUUUCCGGCCCAUCCACACCCACUCCUACUGGAACACGCAGCGCGACAUGGCGCAGGUCACUCAGGUGUUCUUUGCACCUGUGGCCAACAGGUACCUGGCGAGGCUGACGCACGAUGCCAUGGCGGAGCUGCGCGUGGUAAACUUUGCGGGUUUCGUGUCCGAGAAGGAGCUCAUCGCAGCGAUGCGCCUACAGAACGGUACACCCGUACACACGGUGGCGCUGCUCUACUCGGACGUGGCUCCAGGCGACAGGGACGGCGUGCCGGACAGCCUGCACGUCAACUUCUUUGGAGGCCGCCUGCCAUUCGACGCGCGAGUCAACUAUCCUCAGCGCCUUUUGUCGCAGCCCGAGGGACCGUCGUUGGAAGGGCGAUUUCCCGAGAUGAACACGCUGCUGCCAAUCAUGGGUGCGCUGCAGCAGCUGCACCUCGAGUACCAGGCGCUGCUGCACAACCGCACCAUGAGCCGGCUGCAGCGCGUGCAGCUGCAGCGCUUCCCGUACCCGGCCCACAUCGAGCACAAGGACACCAAGAACUACGCGCUCGUGCUGACGCGUUUCUGCGUCGGCAUGCUGGUUCCCUUCGCCGUCUUCGUUGCCCGACUCAGCGAUGAGAAGGCGACUGGUGUGAAAGAGAUGCUGCGUGUGGUGGGCCUCAACGACUGGGUUUACUGGGUGAGCCACUACAUCAGCGGCUUCUUCAUGCACCUGGUUAUCGUGACCCUGAUGCUGCUGUUCCUGUGUGUCAAGAGGAACGAGGAAGGACGGGCCUUCAUCCAGUUCAGCGACCCGCUGCUACUGUUCUGCAUACUGAUGUGCUUCUGCAGCUCGUGUAUCAUGCACGCCACGCUACUCUCCAUGUUCUUCUCCAGCCCACACACAGCGGUAGCCGCUGCCCUGUUGUACUGGACCUUCAGCUGCCUCAUGCCGUUCCUGGCGCUCGAGAAUGCCGGUGGCCAGGGCUACCACUUCAUCAAGCGCAGCCACAAGCUGGCGACGGCCGUCUUCCCCGGCAUGAGUCUGCACUGGAGCUUCCGCGUGCUCGAGCGCUUUGAGAAGUUUGUGACUUUCGGAGCAAACUGGUCCAACUUCGCCGACCGUGCUGCCACGCCAGACAACGUGACGCUGGCCGAGAUCGUGUUCGUGGGCUUGCUGUGCGACUGCUUCAUUGUCGCUGCAGUCUGGUACCUGGACAACGUGAUGCCCAUCGGCCCGGGAAUCUCCAAGCCGGUCCUCUACCCAUUUCAGGUGGAUUAUUGGUUGCCCGGUAUGACGUUCGUCAAGGCACCCACGAGGACGGCGAACGAGAACCAGAACUUCGAGGCCGAGCCAAGGGAUCAGAUGGUUGCAAUAGACCUCUUCCAUGUCAGCAAGGCAAGCACCUCUCGCCAACAACAAUACGACAUGAAUCAGAGAUGUUAA
Messenger RNA from Dermacentor silvarum, 1757 nucleotides. Its product is annotated as phospholipid-transporting ATPase ABCA3. NCBI's taxonomy places the organism in Eukaryota, Metazoa, Arthropoda, Arachnida, Ixodida, Ixodidae. The transcript is spliced from 8 exons. Gene Ontology annotation, biological process: transmembrane transport; lipid transport. Gene Ontology annotation, cellular component: intracellular membrane-bounded organelle; membrane. Bases 24 to 1757 code for a protein of 577 amino acids. The record is from RefSeq and is a predicted model, not a curated record. Gene Ontology annotation, molecular function: ABC-type transporter activity; lipid carrier activity.